GCGGUGGCAUGUAACGUCAGUGGUAUAUAACCCUUUCUCUGUAUGCUGUAGAAUUUAGUUUAAGUACUACUGCUCAAAACGGAGUGUCUUAUUACUUUCACAGACACCACCGUCAAACAUGAAUAAAGAAGAAGAAAUGAAAGAGGUUGAGCUGAACGAGAUGGAUCAGGAAAAACAGCCGAUGACCGCAGAGACUCCGACAGGAACGGAAAAAAACGGCUGCGUGAAGGUGAAAGUGCCGGAGGACACCGAAGUGAAAUUUACGGGUCUCUCCAAAGAAGAGUUAAUGAAAGUCGCCGGUACUCCAGGGUGGGUUCGGACUCGGUGGGUCUUGCUGGCUUUGUUCUGGCUUGGCUGGGUUGGCAUGUUAGCUGGGGCAAUAGUAAUCAUAGUACAGGCUCCAAGGUGUAAACCCAUUCCUGAGAUGAACUGGUGGAAUGAAGGUCCUCUCUAUCAGAUAUCCAAUGUGAAUGAGUUCUCUGACCAUGGACUGAAAGGGGUUGAUGAGAAGUUGGAUUAUCUGAACCAAAUGAAGGUGAAGGGUAUCAUUCUGGGUCCGAUACACACAGUACAAGCUGACCAGACAAGCACACUGGAACUGACUUCCAUUAAUCCUGAAUUCGGGACUGAGAGUGAUCUGCAAACUCUUCUGGACCGAGCGCACAGAAAGGGGAUGUCCAUAGUGCUCAAUCUAACACCCAAUUAUGGAAAUGUAGGAAUUUCAGCCUGGUUCAAUAAGGCCGCCUCUGUUACUGAACAACUCAAAGAGGCAUGUAUAUACUGGCUUGAUAAGGGAGUGGAUGGCAUCUUCUUAUCUGACCUAAACCACAUUGCAAAAACAGAAGCUUGGACAUCAAUUCAAGCCAUAUUCAACAAGACCGAUGAGACCAAAAAAAAAGCUCUGAUGGGCUCAGUCACUGAUCUCUAUGUGGACGAAGUCUCGCUCCUACUGAAUCGCACUAGUGUUGAUCUGCUCCUGACUGGAUUGCCUGAUCCAGGGGAACCCGGGAUAAUGCAGGCCAAUGUUAUACAGAAACUCUAUGCCAGCCACCCACAGACCAGCCUGGGCUGGAGUCUGAGUGGACAGAUCCUAGGUUCUCUGGCUUCCAGAAGUCCAUCAGUGCCUGUAAGACUCUAUCACACCCUGCUGUUCACCCUACCGGGCACACCUGUGUUUAGCGCUGGUGAUGAGGUUGGACUCAAAAAGGAGGAGAAACUUCAAGCAAUGUGGGAUUUGGAAAGUCAAGCAGAUGGGGCCAAUGCUACAGCAAAGGGGGACCAUAUUGCAGUGCAUUUUUUCUUUAAAGCGCUCAGUGAUCUAAAAGCAAAAGAGCGAGCUCUUCUCCAUGGAGAAUAUGUUAGCCUUAACAGUUCAGCCACUUCAUUAGCAUAUCUCCGCCUAUGGGAUCAAAGUGAGCGCUUUCUCGUGGCCAUGAACUGGGGAAGUGACUCUGUUUAUAUGACACUGGUCAAUGAAGAUCUACCAGCUGAGGGUCGAGUUCGUGCCACCACAAAUGCAGAAAGUUUGCCUCUGGAUAGUAUGGUGUCAGUAAAGAAGUUACAGCUUGGGCCAAAGCAGGCUGUUCUGUUGUCCUACCCUUAUGCUGGCUAGAUAUAUACACACAGAUAACUGUCUUAACACUGUUUUAUCUGGAGUGUAAGAUUCUGAGUUGAAUUUUUGUCAAUUUUAACUGUGUUCUCCAACAGGAAUGCGUUUUAGAGAUUAAGAAAUAUUAAUAAAAAUAUCGCAGGGUUAGUUUGGACAAUUACAAGAAAAAAAAAAGGGUUUUCAUACAGAGACCUGUAUCGCGUAUCACUUUUUGACAUAGUAAAUAAAGCAGCUAUUGAAAUAGAA
Messenger RNA from Triplophysa dalaica, 1855 nucleotides. Its product is annotated as 4F2 cell-surface antigen heavy chain-like. The record is from RefSeq and is a predicted model, not a curated record. Lineage: Eukaryota; Metazoa; Chordata; Actinopteri; Cypriniformes; Nemacheilidae. Gene Ontology annotation, biological process: carbohydrate metabolic process; amino acid transport. The coding region runs from base 119 to 1612 and encodes 497 amino acids. The transcript is spliced from 9 exons.